This is a messenger RNA of Aspergillus mulundensis, 2397 nucleotides long. RefSeq lists its product as uncharacterized. The record is from RefSeq and is a predicted model, not a curated record. NCBI's taxonomy places the organism in Eukaryota, Fungi, Ascomycota, Eurotiomycetes, Eurotiales, Aspergillaceae. The coding region runs from base 1 to 2397 and encodes 798 amino acids. The transcript is spliced from 2 exons.
AUGUCCGGCCCAUUUCAACGUCCUCCUCUCAACACAUCGCACUCCACUCCAAUAUACCCCGGCGGCGAGACGCCUGUAUCUUUCAAACCGAAUGUGAAUCGAGCAAAGACGAAGCGGUGGGUCGAAGCAAAGAAGUACUCUUAUGAUGGUGACGACUGGGGUGAGGAUGAAUAUGGGGAGUACGAGUACGAUGACCAGCCGCCGGAACCGCAGACCCAGCUCACUGCUGCGAACCGAAGUACACCACAUAUCUCAAGCACCCUUUCAAAGGGGGCGUCGCAUCCUCCACUGCCCAGCACCGAUCGUUCGCGCUCCAUGGAGCGAGCUCAGACAAUGCCAACGGAGAGCCCGGCCGCGUCGGGUAGUCCCACGACGCCCAUAAUCCGUCCGGCCGACAUCUAUAAGCGGAUGCGAGGGGAACAGCAGGCUCGCCAGCCAUCUCCGGCUGCAACAUCAUCAGACGAACGCACUCCUGUGGCCUCGCCGCCUGUCAUCGCGACUUCCGAAUCUUCCGAGAAUACCGUCCCACUCCCCGGGCAAGCCUCCGUACCUACACACAAUCCAGACGCGGUCAAUGCUGAGCAGCCGAAUACACCUCCGGUGGGAACGAAUGAGCCACCAACGAUCGCGUUGCCUGAAGUCAAGCGCUUGUCCGCGUUUGAUUCGAGUUUCUUUGGCGAAUCCGGGCCAGCCCCUCAAAGCAAUCAGGAACCAGCUGGCCAGCCACACCAGCUUCAGCACAAUCCUUCUCUCGGCUUCCGCUCUGCAGUCAACCAAGCCUUCGAUGUUCCUGAGACCCCAAGCACCAUUACUGACAGUGUAGCUCGCUCGAAUAGCGAUAGCACCACGGGCAUCAGUCCUAUCAUCCCUCGGCGUGGCACCACCGAUGACAAGACGCCAACCAUCCACGAAGAGCCAAAUGAAAACACAGACACACCGACCGACGGUGACAUUGUCUUUAAACCAGGACACCGCCGGGACUUAAGCAUCCCCAGUCCCGGCAACAGUCCUUCUCGCAGGCCAGUCAUUGCUGGGCCCGAUGCCAACGCAUCGUCUGAACUAGCUCAGAUUUCCUCUGAAACGCCAGCAUCCCCUCUGGUUGCGCAGCCUCAGCCGCAUGUUUUCAACCCAGACAUUCCCCAACCAUCUCGAGAAACGACGAGGGAUGAUUUGCCUGCUCCUCUCAACGUUCAGACCAAUAUGGCUUCUGGCUCGGUUGUCUCAACUGAGAACAUCCCUGUAAUUAUACCAGCAAUGAGCGCUGAGAAUUCUCCGGAGGAUACGGAGAAUGACCGGUUACGAAAGGAGAUCAUUCGUUCCUUAAGUCGAGAGAAUUCGCCCUCCGACCACCAGGACAAUGAUACCCCUCCUCAUACCAGCAGGCAGGAUAGUCUAUUCCCCAGAGAGUAUGAGACUUACAGGCCCGCCGCGCAAACCGCAGCGCCCCAAGAGCCUCAUCAGUCUGGUCCGACUUUUGAUACUAUUUUGCAGACUCCUUCAACCGCGCAACCGUCUUCAACCACGCCUCAGCCUAAACUCAAGAAGCGCUUUUCCUGGGAAGAAUCAUCUGAUGACGAGGAUGCUACCGCCGUCACACAAGCGCAGCCCGCUCGACCACCGCCGAUGCCCGGGCAGUUCCCCCUUUCACAAGAUAGUGUCCUCCCGGAAUCCUUCCGAACGCCCACGGACCAACGAUCAGAAACAGCUGAGCUUUUGGAAGAAAAGCAAGAGCCUCCUACUCCUGAAAGACCUAAGCUUACAGUCGUGCCGCCUGUGGCUAUGGACAGUAUGAGCAUUCAGUCAAGUGGCCACGGUCAUGAGUCUUCCCUCUCUCAAACCACAGAGGCACUCGCUCGAGCCGAAGAGGGCGAGUCAUUCAGUCCUGUGCGGCAAUCUUUCGAACCACCAGCACAAUUACCACCUGUUCAUGUCGAGACGGGCCUGCUUGGGUUCAAGGACAUUCUCAACAUGCAGUCACCAUAUGAACGGAUCCAGUCUUUUGAUCGGACCCGAGACCAAUUUGCAGCCGUUGAUACAGGCCUGGGCAACUGGCUUCAGGUCACUUUUCAUGCUCACCCAGAGCAUAACGAUGUCGUUAACCGCAAUAACAAACCUCUAUCUGAGGAGUUCAAGAACAGUGUGCCGCGCACAAAAUUCCCCAAACUCGCCUCUCUAGGAAACCUUGCAUCUUCACUUCAGGAUGGAUCUCACUCGGCGUCGGGCCAUAUCAGGCGGCCAUCCGCGCCACUCGGAUCCAUGAGACAACCGUCAGGUAAGGAUUUCUUGCACACUGCAGGAGUAUUAGGUGGUCAAGCAGGCAAAGCUGCAAAGGGCCUUUUCUCCAAAGGCCGGAGCAAACUGAAGGGCUCUGGAGGGUCUGAAAAGGUAGAGCCUUGA